This is a messenger RNA of Micropterus dolomieu (smallmouth bass), 1572 nucleotides long. RefSeq names its product serine protease 33-like. Gene Ontology annotation, molecular function: serine-type endopeptidase activity. Gene Ontology annotation, biological process: proteolysis. The coding region runs from base 16 to 1572 and encodes 518 amino acids. The transcript is spliced from 9 exons. NCBI's taxonomy places the organism in Eukaryota, Metazoa, Chordata, Actinopteri, Centrarchiformes, Centrarchidae. The record is from RefSeq and is a predicted model, not a curated record.
UAUGGACUUGCAGCGAUGGCUUUCUACAAAGUGAUCUGUGUGGCAACUCUGCUGACUCUCCUGACACAAGAGUCUCAGUCACAACUAAGUGUGUGCGGUAAGCCAACACUCAACACCAAGAUUGUUGGAGGACAGGUGGCCACUCCAGGCAGCUGGCCCUGGCAGGCCAGUCUGCGAACCUCUGGGUCCCACUUCUGCGCAGGAACCCUCAUUAACAAUCAAUGGGUGAUGACUGCUGCUCAGUGCUGCGCAAGUUCAGGCGUAAGCACGAGCACUCUGACUGUGUAUCUGGGUCUCCAGAGUCUACAGGGAAUAAACCCCAAUCAAGUGUCUCGGACAGUAUCACAGAUCAUCAUUCAUCCCAACUUUAUCUCUGGAAAUAUUAACAACGACAUCUGCCUCCUGAAGCUCUCCUCUCCGGUGACUUUCACCACCUACAUUCAGCCCGUCUGUCUGGCAGCCACAGGCAGCACCUUCUACAAGGGGACUGUCUCCUGGUCCACCGGCUGGGGCAAUGUUGGAUCUGGAGUUUCCCCUCCUUUCCCACAAAACCUAAUGGAGGUGCAGCAACCGAUUGUGGGGAACAGAGAGUGUAACUGUAACUAUGGAGUGGGUACGAUCACAGACAACGUGAUCUGUGCCGGGUUAACUGCUGGAGGAAAAGGCACCUGUCACGGGGAUGGAGGAGGUCCGCUGGUGAGCAAGCAGGGCGGUCGCUGGAUCCAGGCGGGAAUUGUGACUUUUACCAGUAGUAGAGGCUGUGCCCAGCCUAAUCUCCCAUCAGGCUACACCCGGGUGUCCCAGUAUCAGUCCUGGAUCAACAGCCAGAUCACCAGCAACCAACCAGGUUUCAUCACCUUUACCUCCGCUGGGACCGACGGUGACCUCAGCGUUACCUGUUCUGGCCUGCCACUAUCAAUACCCCAAGGCAUAACCACGAGCACUCUGACUGUUAUUCUGGGUCUUCAGAGUCUACAGGGAUCAAACCCCAAUAAAGCGUCUCGGACAGUAUCACAGAUCAUCAUUCAUCCCAACUAUAACUCCACAAAUUUCGAUAACGACAUCUGCCUCCUGAAGCUCUCCUCACCGGUGGCUUUCACUUCCUACAUCCAGCCCGUCUGUCUGGCAGCCCCAGGCAGCACCUACUACAAGGGGACUCUCUCCUGGGCCACCGGCUGGGGCAAUGUUGGAACUGGAGUGUCCCUUCCAUCCCCAGGAAACUUAAUGGAGGUGCAGCUGCCGAUUGUGGGGAACAGACAGUGUAGCUGUAGCUACCUAGCAGGCUUAAUCACAAACAACAUGAUAUGCGCUGGGUUCAGUGCUGGAGGAAAGGAAAUCUGUCAGGGGGAUUCAGGAGGUGCGCUGGUGAGCAAGCAGGGCGGUCGCUGGAUCCAGGGGGGAAUCAUGAGUUUUACCAGUAUUCUGGGCUGUGCCCUGCCUAAUAUCCCAUCAGGCUACGCCCGAGUGUCCCAGUAUCAGUCCUGGAUCAACAGCCAGAUCACCAGCUUCCAGCCAGGCUACUACACCUACAGGUCCACUGGGACUGACGGUGACCUCAGCGUCACCUGUUAA